This is a messenger RNA of Kluyveromyces marxianus DMKU3-1042, 342 nucleotides long. It is a transcript of the gene RDS3, whose product is annotated as U2 snRNP complex subunit RDS3. Gene Ontology annotation, biological process: mRNA splicing, via spliceosome. Lineage: Eukaryota; Fungi; Ascomycota; Saccharomycetes; Saccharomycetales; Saccharomycetaceae. Gene Ontology annotation, cellular component: U2 snRNP; precatalytic spliceosome; catalytic step 2 spliceosome. The transcript has a single exon. The coding region runs from base 1 to 342 and encodes 113 amino acids. The record is from RefSeq and is a predicted model, not a curated record.
AUGUCUCGUCAUCAAUAUGACCUAGUGAUGUGUCUGAACCUUCCUGGUACGAGCAUAGGUAAAUUAUGUGAUAAGUGCGAUGGACGUUGUCCUUUAUGCGACUCCGAUGUGAAACUGAUAUCGAAGGUUAGAAUAUGUGAUUCAUGUGCAGUUGGAGGUAGUGGUGGUAAGUGCAUUACAUGCGGCAAUGCUGGAAAGCAUGAGGCUCUUUACUGUUUGGAGUGUGUCAGGUCAGAGAAAAGUCGAGAUGGAUGUCCUAGGAUACUGAACUAUGGAAGUAAUAAAACUGACAGAUACUACAAUAAGAAACUGGAUAACAAAAGGAGUACAUAUGAUACUUAA